Anarrhichthys ocellatus (wolf-eel) is the source of this 3626-nucleotide messenger RNA. RefSeq names its product coiled-coil domain 39 molecular ruler complex subunit (gene ccdc39). The record is from RefSeq and is a predicted model, not a curated record. NCBI's taxonomy places the organism in Eukaryota, Metazoa, Chordata, Actinopteri, Perciformes, Anarhichadidae. The transcript is spliced from 20 exons. The coding region runs from base 553 to 3381 and encodes 942 amino acids. Gene Ontology annotation, biological process: cilium-dependent cell motility; inner dynein arm assembly; epithelial cilium movement involved in determination of left/right asymmetry. Gene Ontology annotation, cellular component: axoneme.
AAAUGAGAAGAGUGCUUUUGAGUUGUGAGGUCAAAUACCAUCACAAGCUGAAAACCUCACUUCAACACCAAUGAUGUUUUGUUAGUGACUUCAUAAAGCUCGUGGUUUAUGAAUGGCAGGUCAUUUUCUUCGGCUUGGAGAAGUUCGUAUAACUGAAUUUUAAGCUGACACCGGACAAUGUUCGGUUUUGGUAUUUUAAAUUAUACAUAAGUGAUUAUACUUUUAGGGAGAAACCAUAUGCAGAAGUUGAGGUAUUCUUUUGGACAUACUUGGCUCUCUUUAUACUGUCUGUGUACGAUACGUUGUGAGUUAACGCGUGUCAUUGUAUGUGUUGUAUAGCUCAACAGCCUCCACGUUGAACGUUUUUGACACUGUUAAUUGCCUCGCGCUGCCUCCUUGUCGCGAUAACAUUUUAAGGCUCAAGCGGUUGCUAAGAGCCACUGUCAACAGACAGCGUGGUAACAGUCGACUGGAGAAACAAACGACUGAUCGCAGCAGAAACAGUUAUCACUUUGAUUGAACAUUGUUGUUACUCUGUAGAGUCUUAGGAAAAUGUCGGGCAUUACAGAUACGGGCUGGGACGAGGGCUUUGCUGUCCCUGAAUCCAACAAUGAAAACCAGGCUCUGAUAGAGGAGAUUCGUAAAAAAGAGACAGACUUGAUGCAACUGGGAAACCAACUUGAGAAAAACAAGGAUCAAAAUCAGUUGAAGACCGAAUUUCUCAAAAAUGUUGAACAAGAGCUGGAUAAUACUGAGGCUCUGUGCAAGGCAAAGGAAAGGGAAGGAGAGUUGGAAAAACACCUCACCGCCCUCGCAGAAAGGGAGAAAGGUCGCCUAGCGCAGGAUACUGCUAAGAUGGAGAAUGAUGAUAGAUCUUUAGAAGAAAGGAAGAACAUGCUAGAGAACCAUAUCUUCAAGGCCAAACAGAAGCUAGAGGAGUUCAGGAACCAGAUGAACUGGGACCAGCAGACCAUGGAUGCCUUUUUAGAGGACUCGGCACGUAAAGACGAGGACACGAUGGCCAUCAUCAAGUACGCCCAGCAAGAUGAGCAGAGGAUCAAGUCGCUCACUCUGGCUCUGGAAAAGAAGACACUGGAGGCCAAUGAAAAGCGCAAAGCACUUGACAAAGAAUUGACCGAGACUGUAUCCGCACAGAUUGCUUUGGAUAAAACUACAGAAAAUUUGCAGCAGGCCCACCUGGAGUCACAGCAGCUCAUUCACCAAUGGGAAAAAACUAUCAGGCAGAUAAAGCAACGAGACGCUGAGAUGCAGCAGUGUGCUCUGCUACUUGCCGAUGCCAACCAGAACAUCAGGGAGAGGAAUGGCACCAUCACAGAGAGGAAGCACUUGUUGGAUACUCAGAGGAACAACAACAAGGAAAUUGAGAGGAAGAUAACCAUGGCCACCCGACAAGCUGUCAAGCUGCGGCAGGAUUUGAAGGAGCAGGAGAAUAACUGCAGCAGGCUGAAGGAUGAGCUUGAUAGUUGCAAAGGCCGACUGGACAGAUCAAACUCCGAUGUGGAGUCUGGGACGUCCCAAAUAUCCAGAAUGAAGAAAGACAUCCAGGAUAACAAUGACAAACUCAAGAAGGCCCGGGCCUACAAUGUUGCACUGGAAGAGAAGCUGACGGUUGUGACUCAGACAGCCCUUAGUGAGGAGGAGAGAGCGGACCAGAUGGACCAGCUCCUCAAGGAUGAGGAACACACAAUCAAGGAUUUGGAUGUCCAGCUGCGUGACCUCAGCGAGGAGCUUUUUCGUCGUAAAGAGUGUUUGCAGGCUCUCAAGACAAAAGAGAAGGAUUCUAUCGCACAGAUUUCAAGGAGUAAAUACAGCAUCACCAGCCUGGACCACCAGCUCAGAAAGCUGGAGAAGGAUUUAAUAAGACAGCAGAUGAUCAUGAGUGAACAGGACGCACAGAUCUUCGGCCUGGCUAGAAAACAGGCACGGCUGCAAGACGACGUUUACACAGACGAAAAACAAACGCUCGACAUAAAGAUUGCUGAGCUACAGAAAGCCCUAGAGGAGAAGAAGAACACAGCCAACAUGCUUACCAACACGGUCAAGGAGUCUGAGGAUGAUAUUCGCUAUUUGAGGAAAGAGAUGGAGAAGUCAGAGGCUCAAAAGAAAGAUCUGAGCGACAAGGUGGAGUUGCUCAUCCUUCUCCGAAACAGCAAUGAAAAGGAGCUGAAGAGACUCAGGCUCAGCAGACAGGACAACAUGGUGGAGCACUACGUCUGCAAGAUAGAGGUCAAGCGUCAGAGUGAUCUGCUGUACAACAAGACGGACAACGUGCUGUCCUUGGAGAAGAGGAAGCUGGAGCUGCAGAAAAUCAUACAGGACAGGCAGGAAGAGGUGAAGGUCUACAAAGAGAUGCUCAGCCAACAGAACAAGAUCAGUGAGCAGGAGAGACAGAGACUCAGUGCUGAACUGAAUGAGAAACUGUCCAAGAUCGACACGCUGAAGAAACGCUUUGAGAUUGCGAUGCUCAUGAUGGCAGCUCCUGAGGGGGAAGAGCAGAAAUCACAGGCUUACUACAUCACAAAGGCUGCACUAGAGAAAGAGGAGCUCAAGCGGAAGGGAGACGGUCUGGAUGCCACAAUCCGCAAGAUGGAGCUGGAGAAUAGAGCUCUGGAGAACACCAUUCAGCUGUUCGACAACAGUAACUCGACAUUUCGCAAAUCGCUCAACAAAGUAGAAGAAUCCAGUCCAGAGCACCAGGACAAACUGAAGCUAGAAGAGCAGUCGAGGGCAGCUGAAGAGACGCUGAAGUAUAAGAUAAGACAAGGGGAAGAGCUCCAACAGGACUUACAGGACAUGGUCACUACCUUGGAGAGUUUGCUGCAGGAGGAGAAGGUGGAGAAAGAUAGAAUAGAGCACAAACAGUCACUCAUCAGUAAACUGAACAAAGAAAUCGCUUCCCAGCAGGAGAAGGCUGUCAGAGCCACAAAGCAGUGCUCUAAGCUGACUAAAGAGAUCCGCUCAGGAAAAAACACCAAGAAUGAGACUUUUGAGGAGCAGGACAUUAAGCUGAGGGAGCUGAAAGAAUUCAAUAAGAGUAUCAACAGCAUGCUGAGUGAGGCCAUGGAGGACAAACCUGACCUCAAAUUAGUGUUCCAGAAAUACUUCCUGCAGGCCGAUCUGUCUCUUCCAUCUGCAUCGUCCACUCCUUCCAGCAGUCGAAGCUCCAAGACCAGCUUUGCCUCUCUCAGGUCUACUGCUUCCUCAGCCAGCAGCAGCCCCAGGGCCUCUGCACUUCACUCCCCCGUGCUGAAGACUGUGAAACUGGGCUUGGAUCUGACUGUGACCUCUCCUCCUAUCACCUCCUCCAGAAUUUCCAGCUCUGCAAGUAGCAGCAGCAGCAGCAGGUUAAAGAACCCAUAGUGAUUAUUACCAAACCUGUUUCACUGUUGUGAAUAAAGAACAAGAGAACGAGGAUUACAGUUACUUCUAGUCAGUUCUAGUUGCACAGAUGAGAUGAUGAGAUGUGAUGUCUAAUUCUGUAAUGUGUUUCAAAGUUGUUCAGGAUGUGUGGUGUCAUAAUGUAUUUGAAUGCAUAAAAAAGUACAUUGUUGUUCAUUUUAGCAUUAUUGUUGUUUGUAUUUCACGUUCAUUGUCAUUAUUUUAAA